AUGUCAUUUAUUGACAAUCGAGAGUGGUUGGACAUGGAAGAUAAGAAGAAGAAGAAGCUUCACUCGCGUACUCAUACAGGAGAGAAGCCACACAUGUGCGCAGAGUGCGGGAAGCGGUUCAGCCAACGUCGGAACUACCGCUACCACCUGUCGCUACACUCCGGUUCGAGAGAGUUCGAGGCAUCGUGUCCGGUGUGUGCCAAAGUGUUCAGCGACCGGGGCUACCUGAGCUCCCACAUGAAGAUCCACCGCGACCAGCGCGAGUACGCCUGUACCGAGUGCGGGAGGCGGUUCAACCAGCGCGUCGCCUACAACACGCACGUGCGUACACACACCGGAGACCGGGCGCACCGCUGCACCGUCUGCGGCCAGACCUUCUACCGCAAGGCGCUGCUCAGUCAGCACAUGGAGAACCACACCGAAGAGCAGCCUCCCGCCUGGCUGGAGAGCGGCAAGCGUUCGCCGGAGCGCAGCCACUUGCCGGUACACGAGAGGUCGCCUGCGGGCCUGCCGCCGUACGUCUGCGCGCACUGCGGCUGCAGCUUCGCGCAGAGGCACCAGCUGCGCUCCCACGUCGCCUGCCACGCGGGCGCCGUCGCAGUGGACGGCGGCCGCCUGUCUGAGGAGCCACCUCCGUCGCGCAGCUCCAGCGUCAUCAUCAGCACGCCGCCGCCUGUGAUCCUCAACCCCACGGUCUCCAGCGCGGCGUCGCGCCUACCUCCGCCUCUGCCGCGGCUGCCGCCACAGCCAGCACCGUCGCUGUCGCUACCGUCCCAGAACGUCAGCGUCGGCGUAUCAGAGUUCGAUGCCACGUAA
Schistocerca americana (American grasshopper) is the source of this 816-nucleotide messenger RNA. RefSeq names its product gastrula zinc finger protein XlCGF49.1-like. Gene Ontology annotation, molecular function: RNA polymerase II cis-regulatory region sequence-specific DNA binding; DNA-binding transcription factor activity. Gene Ontology annotation, biological process: regulation of transcription by RNA polymerase II. The transcript is spliced from 3 exons. Lineage: Eukaryota; Metazoa; Arthropoda; Insecta; Orthoptera; Acrididae. Bases 1 to 816 code for a protein of 271 amino acids. The record is from RefSeq and is a predicted model, not a curated record.